AGCACGACGGCGCGCGACGCUCAGCGGAAGGAGAGAGACCAAACUGCGCGAGAAGCUCAAUGAAGUCACAUACUACACGUGUUUUCAUCCGAUGUCGGCAACUGGAAACCGCUGUACCGCGUGCCUUAGAGGAGAACGAGAAGCUUCUGCCUUGCGGCACAUGAGGCCCAGGACCAGCAGCCAAGUCCGGGCGUUCGUAGACGAGAUUGGCAUUGCAAACCAGUUUCCUGCCUUGGACGAGGGGGGGUUAGGUGCGAGCACCCUCACACUGUGCAAGCGUUCUGGUUGCUUGCUGCAAUUGUACAAAAAGCACGAGCAAAGGAUGAGCAAGGAGCGGAGUAAAGACCGGAGAGCACGUAAGGCAGCGCAGACACCCCGCCAUGCCACGGGUAUGUGGACUGUACCUGAACCACAAACGCACCUGAAGCGACGGUGGCUUGAUAGGUACUGCACUUCACCUGAGGCGGUGGAAGCUUUACUGGGUGCUGUGUCUAUCACAGGAUGUAUUUUGGACGUGUGCGGCGGGCCCACGGACGCCGUGGCGACCCGUCUUGGACCCACGUGUGAGGUCCUCACGAACGACGUGAGCUCGGGGCGUCCCGCGGAUACCAACCUUGACGCCAGCUUGGAGUCCUUCCCGGACGACUUUUUCGCAGCUUCCUCGGGGAAGAGGCCUGACUGGGUGGUGACGAGCCCUUCGUACAAAAGUGCUCUUACUUUUGUCAAGGCCGCGAUGUCGUUGGCUACGAGAGGCGUGACGGUCCCUGCGCCGACCGGGGUGGUUGGCUUCAAACGAAUCCCCCAUCUGUGUGCGUCUUUCUGCGGAGAGCCAAAUACACACGUGUGAACAAAUUAAAGAUGGGCGAAUUAUGGGGUGUGUGGUAUACUCAGGACAUUAGCUGCGACACCACGACGAGGCUUGUCUUCUGUUCUGAUUAGCAUGGCUGCGAUUUCGAGCACAGGAUGGUCGGAUGUGCAAGUUUAGCGUGUGAAAUUGUUUGGUUCGAGCGGGGUAAUAAACAAGGCGAAACGUUCCUUCCGAGUUUCUUAAAUAAGGAACAAUGGUUGUCGGAGGAGAUGCCUCUAACACAACUGUGUGGGGGAUGGGGCAUAUUCGGAUAGUGUAAUGACUCGAGCACGAUCGAAGAUGCCAGCGCGUGCACGAAAAUUGGUUCUGAGGUGCUCCCUUUUCUAUUGUCGUGGUCUCGGCAUGAAGAAGGAUUUGCUUGGCACGCGUGUUCCUUGCGUAAGAACAAACAAAAACGCGGUGUAUGGGGUGGACGAUGAAAGAGUGGCUGAGUUCCUUGAAGUGAAGCAGUUGCCAGCACCUGUGACACCGCUCAUGGUGAAACUUUAACAUGUACCAAUGCAAGCUAACAACAAUAUUUUGCUAACCGAUACACGAAAAGCAAACCGACGCCUCAAGUUGACCGUUCAUUAGUCCCAGUUCGUGAAGGUACCGAGGUACGCGUAUCACCAGGCUGCAGAUUCAGCUGUUGUCCUACAUGGCAGUGCGAAGCGUAUCCCUCUAUUUGCUCGUACUCAUGAACGUCAUCCUCCCGGAAACUACAAGGACCUAAAACCACGACGCCGGUCCCCAACUUCGCUUCCCCGUUCGAACAACCAAACAUACCCGGCAAAGGUUCCUCAUCGCUGUCGCUGCUGUCACUAUCUGAAACCACCUGCCCUUCCUGUGCUAAAUAAUCUUCCCGCAUCUCAUUUUCUUCCGUCUCUUCCUCGCGGCAUGUGAGCUUGCACUUGCACAACUCUGAGCAUUGACCGAAACCUUUAGUGGUGCAAACGCACCUCGUGCAGUGACCGCCUCGCUUCCUCUUCCCAAAUGAACACAUGCACCUCACCGUUUCAAACCCACCCGACCAGAUGGUCACCUUAGGGACCCUGCGCAUCAACAUCAUACAACCGCCUUCAACCUCCGUAUUCUCGAUGUACCCCAUCCCGUCCCACUUGGGAAUUUGAAUGGGGUACCU
This is a messenger RNA of Ectocarpus sp. CCAP 1310/34, 1988 nucleotides long. The record is from the annotation of a GenBank genome assembly. Lineage: Eukaryota; Phaeophyceae; Ectocarpales; Ectocarpaceae.